Molecule: messenger RNA, 699 nt
Organism: Lampris incognitus (smalleye Pacific opah)
Lineage: Eukaryota; Metazoa; Chordata; Actinopteri; Lampriformes; Lampridae
Exons: 5
Coding region: 79-699 (206 amino acids)
Source: RefSeq, a predicted model, not a curated record
UAUUACAACAAUAACUGAAAAGAUCAUUUUUUUUGUUCUGAAUGUCGAAGUAGAUCUUAGGGCAAAUGGGGCUGGGGUAUGCGAUCCCUCAUGACUGUGAAAUGUGACCCUUCCUUAUGUGCUCCCGUUCGGGACAGCUUGCCGGCUGAACAGUGUCAGUUGGUUUUGAGGAAUGUGGUCAAGUAUAUAUGGAUAUAUGGCUGGAUAAAGCAGAUCAUGUUUCACUACAUGCUAGUCUACGUGGCAUAUUAUUUCAGCAGAUGGAUACCGAGGAAUCAAAGAUUAAAAUUCCAGCUUGUCAAUGUAAUAUUCAUGGCUCUGGUUCUGGUCCCUCAGUUCUAUGUCAUGGGAAGGCCAAAGUCCUCCAGGUACUGCCAGCAGCCUCUUCUGAAUAACCUCUCAGCCUUCGUAGCCUUGUCCUUUGUUGCAUCAGGCUUCUCAGUGAUAUUCACACUGAUCGAUCCAGUUCCCCAAAGCUUCAGGGCAGCCUACCACGUGUUUGGACUUUUGUCUUUUUCUCAGGGACUGUGUACCACCAUAUUGACACUGACAGCAGCGGCGUGCGCUCACACCACCCCUGAGCUGUACUACCUGUCUGUGAGUCUAACAGCGGCUUGUACCUUCGCCACGGGUAAACUCGCUCCUUCAUACUGUCUAAACUCAGCUCAUACGGUACACAAAGCUCCGGUUCAGACAUGA